GUAUUUGUAUCACGCACAUACCAUGAAAACAUUAUUAUUGUUCCCUUUUCCCCUCUUUUGCCACCACUAAAGAAUUGUGCUCUUCAUACAUUCAUAUAUAUUUUUCCACUCAUACAACUCUACCAAUAUAUCAGUGGUUCAAGCAAUCUAGGUCAAAACUACGCGCAAAUAAGGAGAUAUAAUUGAUAGUUAUAAAUUGUUUUACCAUAUUUAUCAAUAUUAGUUUCAUUAAUAAGUACACAGAGGAUAUUAAUUAUGUUCUUCGAAUUAUAUUGGCAGUAUUUUGUGAUAGGUUUGAUCCUAUAUAUGGUAGCAAGGGGUGGCUAUGUUUUAUAUAACAAACAAGAAGAGAAAUAUGAACAGAAAAUGUUGAAAAAGGAUGAUGAUUACAAAUCUUCUUACGACCUGAAUUCAUUCAUGUCUUCAUCUUCCUCAUCAUCCUCGGCUGAAGAAGAAGAUGAAGACGGAGAUCUCUCUCCAGCUCUUCCGAAGAAUCUGAAUCACGUACAACUAAAAUUUGAGAAGAUGCCUGUUGGAACUUCGAUAAAAAAGUCGCAGGAGUUUUUCAGUUUAAUGGAUAAAAGAAGAACAGUUCGUCAUUUUAGCAAUGAACCUGUACCAAUUGAAAUAAUCCAUAAUAUUAUCAGGACUGCAGGGACUGCUCCUAGUGGGGCGCAUACCGAACCUUGGACGUACGUUGUAGUAGGCUCUCAAGAAAUUAAACAACAAAUUAGAGAAAUAGUUGAAAAUGAAGAAGAAACUAACUACAAAAAACGAAUGGGUAAAGUUUGGACAACAGAUCUGAAACCCUUAAAGACAAAUUGGUUGAAGCAAUAUCUAACCGACGCUCCUUAUUUGAUUUUGGUAUUCAAGCAGCUUUAUAGUUUCAAAGAAGAUGGAAAAAAGAAAUUACAUUAUUAUAAUGAACAAAGUGUAUCUUUAGCUUCAGGAAUUUUGUUGGCAGCUAUACAUUAUGCUGGACUGGUAUCUCUUACUUCAACGCCUCUAAACUGUGGACCGGCAUUAAGGGCCCUCUUACAAAGACCAAGCUCAGAAAAACUAACACUUCUCAUACCUGUGGGAUACCCAGCAGAUGACUGUUUAGUACCAGAUCUCAAACGUAAACCUUUAGAAGAAAUUUUAGUAGAAAUUUAGUAGUUUCUAUAUUGAUAUUUGAAUUAAGUACAUUAGAAAUCUAGGUUUUUGAAUAAAAUUUGACUAAAGUGAAUACUAUGUUCAAUACUUUAUACGAACGAUAUUUCGAUAAUUAUAUAAGUUUUUCUUUGUUCUUGAAUGCCGUGGUAUUGUUGAAAUUGUUAUUUUGAAUAGUCUUUCAUUACUUUUUGUGUGUCAUUCGAGUGUUUAAAACGUAAUAUGUAAUUUGCACGCAAAAUGUACUAGCGGGGACUUCACAUGAGAGACUCAAAAAAAUUUAGAAUCGAUCUCCAAUGCACUCUUUUAACUGGAGUUAAACCACCUAUGAGCUUUAAGCCAUCCAUUUUAUGGAAUUUUUGUCAGAAAAUUAAUGAAACGCUUCAUAUGUCAAUACAUCUCAUUUUCCGUCGUGACACGUCGACCACGUAAAUGUUUUUUAUGCUGAAAAAACAUUAGAAAUCACACAUGGCCUAAUCAGGUGAAAUUGAUGGAUAUUCGAUGACUGUUGCUAUAUACAUUAUCGUGAAUAACAAUCCUCGAAUAAGAACUGCAGGUAAACAUUUGUACAGUAGCCUUGGAAUGUGAUGCAGUGUGGAUUGGAGCACUGUCAUGAAGCAAUCGCACACCUUGGAUGAUUUUGCCACAACUUUUUUCGAUAAUUUUUUGACGCAAAUAUCUCAGUAGGUCAGUAUAGUAUGUUGUGUUCACGUUUGUAUUUGAUUCCGUCAAUCAAACGUAUCCCCUCACAGUCCUAAGAUAUUGUAGUCAUCACUUUUUUGGUGCUCUUCGUGACCUUUACUUUUUUGACACGGGCUCUCCUUUCCGAUGCCAUUCCAUGGCAUCUUUUGGAUCUCACCGGUUACAAUUGACUCCAUAACAUUCUGCUUUUGCACUGCGCUGAGAAUACGAGGCACCAAACUAAUUUUUGCCAUAUUUAUACGUACAGGACCUCCCGUACGUGAGUCAUCUUCUAAUGAUUCUCGUCCCUAGCGGAACAACUUUCUUCGGCCAAUUUUUAAUUGUUCAAAAUGAUGGAUACAAGUCACGGUAAAUGCCACAUUUUUCUAAACACCUUGACUGAUUGAUCGUUCGAGCUGUAGGUACUAUAAUAAACGUAAAAGUUCAAACUUUGUCUAAAGCUUGUUAAGACUUGUCACUGAAGCGCGAAUAAAAAUUUUUGCGAACACAAUCUAUUUACUAUAUGAGGCCAGGAACUGGCGUACGUUUUUUAAAAAUGAUCGGAAUGUUUCUCACUCGAUCCGCUUUUGGCCAAUUGUACGUCUCACUUUCUCAAUGCUUCCAACUGAACUAUCCGCACAUCCUCUAUAUCCCCUUUUAAAUUCACUAUACCAGUGAAGCACCAUUGCUCGUGAAGGACUUCCCUCAUCAAAUGCGCGUUACAACUGGUAAUGACUUGAAAUCAAAGUAGAUAAUGGAAUCGUAUGUACAGCUAUUGACUCAUAUAGCAGAAUUCAUAUUUUGUAAAAUGUAUUAAUACAGAAAAAUAAAAUGCUUAUUGUAUUCCUUUAUUUUUUUUUUAAGUUUAAUGUGAAAAAAAGUUUACCGUGGUCAAAAACGAGACUCUCCGAAAAGUGUCUCAGGUUUCGAGAUCAUGUGAACCCCAAAUAGUUAUUGUUGUUAUUGUGAUUUGAUAUAUUCGUAAACAAUAAAAUAUACAGAUAUUAUUA
This is a messenger RNA of Diorhabda carinulata, 2843 nucleotides long. RefSeq names its product iodotyrosine deiodinase. The record is from RefSeq and is a predicted model, not a curated record. Bases 256 to 1155 code for a protein of 299 amino acids. Gene Ontology annotation, molecular function: oxidoreductase activity. Lineage: Eukaryota; Metazoa; Arthropoda; Insecta; Coleoptera; Chrysomelidae. The transcript has 4 exons.